AUGGGAUCAACCACGAAAGAUAUCGGCAUGAUUCUUGACGGUGCUGCUGGAGGCAUUGAUGAGGGGUCUGGGCGGCUCCACUUGGAUAUGGCGCAAGAGGACCUCGAUGAGGAGCUACGAACCCAACCGCUCCUCGACUCCGUGCGAAGCAAUGAUAUUGCUUCGAGCAGUUUCCUUCAGCGCGAUCAGAACCCGAAGCUCAAGCGUGGAGCGAAUGGCACCACCAGUUCAACGACAACAGAUGAUCAUCUUGUCGGUCGUUCUGUAUUCUGUACCAUAGUCUAUGCGUGUGCCGACAACUCUUCGAUACGCUUGCCUCUCCUUUUCCUUGAAGGCUUGGUCAACAAGGAGAGGCAACUCGCGGGUCUACAGCUGGAAGAAAAAGAACGGGAAGCUGAGCUGUGGAGGGACAGAUUUAGGCAACUUCAGGCGAGCCCUUUCUUCGUUCACGUUUGGGACGAAUGGGAUGUACAGGACAACUUGCAAGCGGCCAGCAAGAAGGCAGGUGACCCCUAUCUCGGAAAACUGAGGAGACAAGAUAGCCUGGAUCUUUCCCGGCGAGGUAUUGGGAAAGAAGACCUGGAAGGCAUAGUAGUCAAACUUCGGUGGCUCCGAGGUUUUACAUCGGUUGACCUCAGGGACAACAGCAUUGACGACACCUGCGUGCAGCCGUUAAAGAGUCUGAUGGCGCUCAGACAGUUGUGCAGCCUCGACCUCAGGGGAAACCAACUCGGUCCCUCCUCAGGCAAUGCGUUGCUCGAGUCGCUGUCAAGGUGUAGACGCUUACAGGUUCUUCGGCUGGAAGCGAACGGACUAUUCGCCCGAACACCAGGGGCUGGAGCCCGCCUCGCGGCCGGGUUGAGAGCUGCCAUCAAGGCCGGCGGCUGCAGACGUCUGUGGAGCCUAAGCGUGACCCUCGAUGACUUCGACGGGAAAUUCUUCAUGAACGCGCCGCGAAAGACGAAGGCCGAAACUGCGGGUGGUGGCCCGAAAGCAACCGGGACAGGGCGCAGCCUCAGAAAGGCCGCCGGACCACCCCCUGCCGCGGGCCCGAUGCCUGCGGCCCAUCCGAUGAAUGCCCUGGCCCUUGCGCGCGCGUUUCACCCCCGGGCCCCGGAUGGCGGCGCAGGGGCCUUCUUGAACGGAGACGGGGAAAGCGAGGCGAAUUCUCGCGGAGUUCGUGGCAAUACCAGAAGGGGUUCCGCUCGUGUUGGGAGGGGAUCCAUAACCUCGCUCGGACUGCCGUACGCGAGGCUGCACCCCAAAACGGUCGAGGAGCUUGCGGCACAUGCAGUUUCCUCGUUAACCAGCUUGGAUCUAUCCUUCUGCUACAUUGGGCCCGCAGGUGCGGUCACCCUUGCGCGUGCGUUAGACGGUGAUGACGGCAGCAGUAGGAGAGGUAGUGGCACCCGCGGUCAGGGAUCGCGCUCGCUCCGCUCGUUAAAGCUGCCGCACAACGCCGUCGGCGACACGGGGGCGCAUGCGCUCGGCCGAAGCCUUUCGAACAACCGCUGCCUCACGUUCCUCUCGCUCGCGUCCAACGGCAUCGGUCCCGCUGGGGCCCGUGCGCUGGCUGCGGCUGUCGGCUCUCGCGGCAACGACGGCGGUGGCAGCGUCCUAACGAGGCUAGACAUGGGAGACAACCCUCUAGAGGGCGAAGCGGCAAGGCUCCUCGUCGCCGCUGCUACAUGUGAUGCCCCCACCAAAGGGCACGGUGGUACGGACGGUGACGGUACUACACGUGGCACGACGACUUUGCAGGUCUUAGGGCUUGACAGAGCCCUCGGAACUGCUGUCGCCACGAGGGAAGCCGCCCGUCGCGCCGCUUCAACUGCCGCAGCGUGUGAGGCAGCGACGACGACUACCCUGGUGACCAUUGGCAACGAGGUGUCUGUGCAACCAGAGGAUGCCAUCGGCAAUGACGGACUUGUACAGGUGGGGACGCGUGUCAACACGAUGGUAUACCAGGUUCUGCUUGAUUCUCGAUUCGAAACGCCUGCUGAUGAGAUUUUCACUAUCCGAGGCGGUGCUAGGGGGCGAGGUGCAACGCUUGAAAUCCAGUGGAGCUUUGCGACAGACUGGCUCGAUCCGUGCUGGUGGCGAGUAUCCCAGACAAGAGAGGGACGUCCUGAGUUCUCUGUGAAAGAAGGAGUUGGCUCGGAAGAGGGGUGGGUAUCCGGACAGGCAAAUAACGACGGCGCCGAGAUGAGAGACGGAUACAGGUGCCAGAGGCUAGGGGCACGAAGUACGCAAGAAUAA
Ectocarpus sp. CCAP 1310/34 is the source of this 2259-nucleotide messenger RNA. NCBI's taxonomy places the organism in Eukaryota, Phaeophyceae, Ectocarpales, Ectocarpaceae. The record is from the annotation of a GenBank genome assembly.